GGUAGAAAGUCAUAUACUGAGGGUGUUAACCGGCAGUGGGUUGUGGAUCCAGAGACAUUUACAAUGAAAUUCUUGAUGAAUAGCCUAAGUGUCGAGUUAACAUGGGGUGAGAAUCAAUCUCCUACAGUGUGGGUUGUGGAUCCAGAGACAUUUACAAUGAAAUUCUUGAUGAAUAGCCUAAGUGUCGAGUUAACAUGGGGUGAGAAUCAAUCUCCUACAGUGUGGUACUUUGAUAGGGAGGUUGGGGAGGAUGUGAGACUACUUAAUGAUAAUCAAUUGCCAGGCCUCUUUGAAAUGUAUCAAACAGAUACACAAUUCCAUUUGGUUGUAGCUAUUCUUGAGAGUAGUAAGGCAGACCAAUUUGAUUUUACUGUGUUUGAACCUAUACGUUUUAUCCCUCCAGAGGAUGACAGAAACAUAUGUUCUGAUCAACCUAGGGUCAGCACUGUCCUGCCAUUGCCCAUUGUUGAGAAUGUUGGUUCUGGAGAUGAUGCUUAAAAUGUUGGAGGUUCUGAGAAGCCUGCAACAGAACAAGCAGAAGCUAGAGCACCUGACAUGUUUGACAAUGAUGAAGAGUAUGUAGGUGUAGAUGAUGAGCAUAUUUAUGUUCCUCAAAAUUCAGAGAAUGUCCAAGCUUCUGAAUACACUGACCAUACACCCACAGAGCCUGGGCAGUCUUCUCAGUCUGAUGCUGUAGGGGAUGGAGCUCCUGAAGCACAGGUGACUGAUGAAGAUCCUCAGGUUCUCAAUGUGAUUCAUGAUCCUGAAAAUCCCAACAUUGUGAAGGAUGCAUUAUUCCCUGACAUUGUAGCAUUCAGAAAAGCUAUAAGGCAUUAUGCUAUUAAAAAUGGUUUUUCAUUUGCCCCUGGUUUGAAGACAGAUCCAACAAGAUUUUUAGCAAAAUGUGCAGUUGAUGGAUGUCCAUGGCGCAUACAUGCUUCUAAACUACCGGGUUGCAAAGUAAUAAAGAUUAAAGUACUACAUGCUAAACACAACUGCCCAUCAACCAAACUUCAUGAAAAUAAGAUGGCAACUCAGGGCUGGUGUGCUGACAGGCUAGCUGAUUGGGUGAAACAGAACCCAAGGAAGAAAGCAAAGGAUGCAAAAGAGAAGCUUGAACAAGAUUAUGACAUCAAACUUAAGUACUCUAAGGCAUGGUCUGGGUUGAAGAGUGCCCUAGAACAAAUCCAUGGAAAGUAUGAAGAGAGCUUCUAGUUUCUGUUCAACUGGAAGGCUGAGAUUGAGAGGAUUUCACCAGGUACAAUUGUUGAAAUUGAUUUGCAGAAGCUAGGGAAGAAAAAUUGUUUCAAAAGAAUCUUUAUUGCUUUAAAGCCAUGCAUAGAUGGGUUUCUUAAUGGAUGUAGACCAUACUUAGGUGUUGAUUCCACAAGAUUAGUUGGUAAAUACACAGGACAGCUUGCAUCUGCCACUGUUGUAGAUGGACAUAAUUGGCUAUUUUAUGUUACAUAUGCUAUUUUUGAUUCUAAAACGGAUGACAAUUGGUUGUGGUUUAUGCAACAACUCAAUAAAGUCAUAGGAGAACCUGAAGGCUUAGUAAUUAGUACAGAUGCAUGUAAGGGUCUAGAGAAAGCAGUAGAUGCAGCAUUCAAUAAAGUUGAACAUAGGGAGUGCAUGAGACAUCUAUAUGCAAAUUUCAUGAAGAAAUACCAACGUCCAAUCUUUUCUGAUCAUCUAUACCCAGCUGCUAGAAGUUACACUGAGGAUAGAUUUAGAUGGCACAUGCAACAAAUUUACCAAGUGAAACUUGAUGCAAUAGAAUACCUUGAGAAACACCACUCUAGAAUUUGGUAUAGAUGUGGUUUCUCUGAGGCUAGUAAAUGUGACUACUUGACAAAUAAUGUCUCAGAGAGUUUUAACAACCAAAUCAAAGGUAUGAAAGGGUUGCUAUUGCAUGAACUGGUUGACUCACUUAGGGAAAUGAUUAUGGAGAAGAUGGCCCUAAGAAGAUAUGUUGCAAGGAAAUUGCAGGAUGGUAUCCUUCCCAAUGUGAUGAAAGAUUUGAAUAAACUUACUAAUAGUUUGAAGGUGGUCAAGGUAGCUCGAAGUGAUGAUGGAUUUGCAGAGAUUACACUUGUUGAGGCUGACAAUAGUACCAAGAGGCACACAGUCAACCUAGAACAUCAUACAUGCUCUUGCAGGGUUUGGCAGAUCACAGGAAAGCCAUGCAAGCAUGCAUUGGCCUGGAUUUGUACUAACAGACAUAGUAUUGAAGAUUUUGUCAGCCCCUAUUACAGUGUUGCUAUGUUUAAACAAGCAUAUGCAGGGAGGGUGCCACCAAUGACUAAUAGGUCUCAAUGGCCCAUUAUUGAUAUUGGAUUCAAGGUUUAUCUACCAAAACAGAAGAGAGGGGCUGGAAGGCCUAGAGUUCAGAGGAUCAGAGAUUGUCUUGAGGCUGGCAGAAAGAAAGUGUUGUGCAGAAGAUGUAAGAGAUUUGGUCAUUUUGAGAAAACCUGUAAGCUAGCAGAACCAGCUGCUAAUGAGGACAUGGUAGUCCAACCCAAGACCAACAAAAGGAAAAGACAGGUUCCAACAGGGGAUGCAACUUCUUCUUCUUCUUCUCUGAAGAAGCAAAAAACUGCCCAAAAGAUGCAGAGUACCACGCACAAAAAGAAGACCCCAAAGAAGAAGAAAACCCCACAGAAGAGAAAGGAACUAGCUGCUUCUACUGCUCCACCAGCCAGAGUUGUUAGAAAGCUAUCAGAUUGGCUUGGCAUGUGAAGAAAGCAUAUAUCGAGCUUGCUUCAGAUUUUGCUACUCACUGGACUUGUUAUGUAUUUUGAUGAACUUGUAUGUGUGACUAGUAGAAGAGUUGUUUGCUGUCUUUUGUUGAACUGGUUAUGUAUUAUAUUUUGUUGAACCAAUUAUGUACUAAACCUGUCUAUUUUGAGCCAGUUGCCUACUGAACUUGUCCUAUGACAUGCUGUCAACUAUGGUUACUGAACUGGUUAUUCCAAACCAACCAUAUGUGUGCUCUAUGAAGUAUGCUUACUGAA
Oryza brachyantha (malo sina) is the source of this 3014-nucleotide messenger RNA. RefSeq lists its product as uncharacterized. NCBI's taxonomy places the organism in Eukaryota, Viridiplantae, Streptophyta, Magnoliopsida, Poales, Poaceae. The coding region runs from base 556 to 1215 and encodes 219 amino acids. Gene Ontology annotation, molecular function: transposase activity; zinc ion binding; DNA binding. The record is from RefSeq and is a predicted model, not a curated record. The transcript is spliced from 3 exons. Gene Ontology annotation, biological process: DNA transposition.